Messenger RNA from Procambarus clarkii (red swamp crayfish), 7777 nucleotides. RefSeq names its product protein bric-a-brac 1. Gene Ontology annotation, molecular function: protein binding. Lineage: Eukaryota; Metazoa; Arthropoda; Malacostraca; Decapoda; Cambaridae. Gene Ontology annotation, cellular component: nucleus. The record is from RefSeq and is a predicted model, not a curated record. Gene Ontology annotation, biological process: regulation of transcription by RNA polymerase II.
ACUUAAAUUGUACCGGUGUGUGUUUUUCUAGGUGAAAUUUGGAGACGGGGAAGGUGUUAGACCGCCGCGUCAUCCAAGAGUGGGUCGGAGCGUCCAUCUGUCAGUCACCUGCCUGCAGAUGGUGACGCUACCGUUGACGCCACGCCACCACCCGCGCCCCUCUCCUACAACCUCUACCACCUUCUCUUCUCCCCCAAGAUUUAUCCUACAAUACAUGACCCCAAGUGGUUUAUAUUCAAAUUCAGUUCUGGAUGUGCAUCUCGUUUAAAAGAGUAAUGAACAAGAUUCUUCCUCUUAGGAAAGGUUCUAGGAUUGCCAGUAGAACUAGACUGUAGAAAAGGUGUUACCAUGGAAGAUGAAUGCUUAUCCCUGACUUGGAAUAACCAUGGUGCUACUUAUAGGCAGACUUUAAGUGUUCUUAGACAAGAGAACACCCUGACUGAUGUUACCCUGGCAUGUGAUGGGCAGAAGUUCGCUGCACACAAGUUGGUGUUGGUCACCUGUAGUGAUUAUUUCCGGACCAUUUUGGGUGAUAUACCAUGUCAGCACCCAAUUGUAUUUAUGCGAGGAGUGGCUGCACGAGAGAUGCAAGCUUUAAUAGACUUUAUGUAUACAGGGCAAACGGAUAUACCCCAAAAGGAAGUGCCAACUUUACUUUCAACUGCAGAAGCACUACAGAUCAAAGGUCUUGGUGUCUACACUGCUAGUGAAGGUUCUGAAACAGAGAGACUUAACACAAGAAAAGAAAAAAGUUUAGGAACGAAAAAAAGACGAAUUGAGCCUCCUGUUGUGCUUAAUGGCUCCAAUGAAGAAAGUGUUAGAAGUGGUGGUUCAAAAAAUUCUUUCUCUAAAGAUGAUAACUUUCUUGAAAAUCUCUACAGUCAUCAUUAUGCUCUCAUUCCAUCCCCAAAACGAAGAAAGGCUGAUGAAAAGACAACUAUUAAAACACCUGAAUAUGUAGGCAAACCUCUUAAUACCCAAUAUUUUGAUAAACCAUCCCCUAAAGAAACUGCUCCGCUAUCUGGAAAAGAUUCCUGCCAAAAUAAUCCAUCUACAAUGCCUUCCAGUGUGCUUGGUGAUUUCUUGCAUAGUAGGCAGCCAGACACUUCCACACCUAUAACAUCUUCAUCUCCCACUACUACAUAUAUUUCAUCCUCGCCGCCACCACAGUCUCUUCCUGAACACACUUUCAAGGACUCUGUUGCAUCACAUAACACAGAGACCACCAAACAGAGGAUUUCUGAACGACGUCCAGCUCCAAGCCCUUCAAGCCAACAGCCUCUUCUUGAUCCAAGACCCGAGGCAAAAACAGCAUCACCACGAGCACUUAAUUACUCCCUUGCUGGGCUUGGGGGAAGCAGAGAAGAUUUUGGUGUUGGUUCUCUUGGACAUAUGUUUGACGAGUCAAAUUCUGGACUUGCAGAAACACCAGAAAAAUUGAUGAAACCUGAAAUAAAAGAAGAAGCCUUAGAUUUCAGUAGUACCACAAUGUCGGAGAAUCUUCAUGGUGACUCGGUGAAUUCUGCUCUUAAUGCAAACAGCAUAGAAGAGGAAACACGCAUGUACCUUGAUGCUUUUGCACGAAGUGCCAACCUAUCCAGGAAGCAUACAUCAGAUGAUGCACUGGAAACUGCUUCAGUCGAUGGUCGACCAUUUGUGUGCCCCAUUUGUCAAAAGUGUUUUGCUAAAGCUGCCAUUCUAAAAAGGCACCACCUUGCACACUUUCGGCCCUAUGUGUGCCAUUUAUGUACUCGCUCUUUUACAAGGCGCGAAGUCCUUGCCGAACAUCUUCUGGAACACAACGGUGCCGAUCUGCGAAUGCCAUGUCCUGUGUGCAGCAUGACCAUCAAGCGCAAGCGCAACUUACAAGCACACAUCAAAGUGAAGCAUCCAGACUAUUACAGGGAGAAAAUUGCAAGUAGACAAGCCAUGUGCUAAAAUUCAGUCAGACAGCUGUAAGGUACAGUUUUGCUUUUACAGUAAGUGUGGUUACUCACCUUUUGAUGCAUUUUUAUUACAGAAGAACUACAAUGACAAAUAAGUGUCUAGUCACUAAAUGACUAGAAACUUAAAAAGGAUGCUUCCACAUCUCAGGCUAAUGGAGUCUGUUCCAAAAGUAUUUUUUUUUAUUCCUAUGAAGAUAGUAUAGAAUUAAAUACAACGUACUUUAAAAGCAUUAUUAAAGACAUUUUAUAAUUAUUACAAAGUCUUUAUCUUUUUUACAAAGUUAGUACUAGUGGGUUACAUUUUCAUCAUCACCUUGAGUGAAACUCAACACAAAGCUACCCGAUUCACCUCUCUUGGAGUGAAUAUAGUUAUGCAGAAUAUUAGAGAAAUGACAGGAAAGGGGAAUUAGAUCAGUUAAGUGUUUGGACUUCAAUACUUUGAGUUUGUGCUUUUGCUUAAAGCUGGCAAGUGUAGAAUUAGUAUUGUAAGGUACAUGAUGUCAUUACCAGUGAUGAGCAUGUCUUGCCCUUAACUGGGCUCUUAUGUACCAAACUAAUCUCACCUUGGUUGAAAAAAAAAAAAAGAGUUGGGUAUAUUAUGUCAUUUACAGUUUUAAAAAAGUUUUGUACAUGUGACAAAUUCAGUCCUGUGGGGAAGGGUGGUAGGUAAACCAGGCUUCACAAAUACCGUCCACAAGGUUUGCUUAACUCUUUGACGGCUAAUUAAAAAAAAAGUGUUUAAUCUCCCCAAGGCUGGAUUUUUUUAUUUUAAAAUAAAAUAAAUACCUGUGUACUUCUACACUAUAUGAUUAACUUUUGACAUAUUAUCACAAAUUCAAAAUUUGUUGCUUGCAAUAUAGUGGUUGCCAAUUUUUGUUCUGUAAAUGCACAAAAUUUAUGUUUUAUGGAGGACCAGACACAACACUUGGUUCUUGCUUGCUGUCUGAAAUGAGACCACAUAAGGGGCAUAACUAGCCAACCUUCGUGGUGCUAUAAAGAAAAUGUCAUAAUACACGUCCAAAGAAUGCCUGAUCAACUGGGCUCGCAUCAGGCUGUGAGCAUCUGUGUAGCAGUCUGGUUGACCAGACCACCAACCAAGACUCACAGUCAGAGACUGGGACGUCAGAACAUUAAUUUGCGGAACCAACUCAAAGUAAGCCGUGAUUGGUAUUCAUGGCCAGUGAUCAAAGGAAGUGUUGAAUGGUAUGCCAAUGGUGAAAGACAUUACAGUACAUUUCUUCUGGCAGCAAAAUCAACUCUUUCUAUAUAGAGAGUUGAAAAUAAUUAUAUUAUAUUAACAAAUCCAUGUUUGGCAAAACUUCCUAUUGUACUUUGAUAUUUUUCUCUAAAACAGUGUUUAUCAUGAAAAUAAUACAGGUAACUAUCAAAAUCUAUAUGCCGAGUACUUUUUGUUUUGAGUUAUGCGCACAGUUAAAUUGUACACUUUUCGUACACUGUAAACUACCGACAGGUUUCCUUAAACAUAAUGUUACUAUGUUCUUACACAUAAGUAUGUGAUGAAGGGAAUUUUUUUCCACAUAAAUGUCAUGUCAUUAUGAUGAGUUAAUGAGAAAAAUACUACCGGUUCAAGUUUGAUUUAAGACGAGAAUAAACCACUGAUAAAUCAGUAUACAGUAUCUUGCUGGGGCAAGCUGCCCCAAACAAUAAUCAGUGUAUGUAACCUUCAAAGAAUUAACAGCAACAUGCUGUAAUAGGUAUACUUGACCUCAGGUGAAGAUUAUAUCCUGUACUCUAUCCAGUCUUGGUAAUCAUCUGGAGGUUAUCUCGAGAUGAUUUCGGGGCUUAGCGUCCCUGUGGCCCAGGCCUCCUUUUUGUUACACACCCCCAGGAAGCAGCCCGUAGCAGCUGUCUAACUCCGAGGUACCUAUUUACUGCUAGGUAACAGGGACAUCAGGGUGAAACAAAAAUCUGCCCAUUUGUUUCCGCCUCCACUGGGAAUCGAACCUAGAACCUCAGGGCUACGAAUCUGAAGCACUGUCCACUCAGCUGUUAGGCCCCUUUUGGGGGGUACUGUAACUAGUAUUACCCCCAGGUAAUACUUGUUCUGUACGGUACUAUGAUUACAAUCAUGUACCUAAAGUGUUAAAAUACAAAAAUCCAAGCCUACCUAAAAUGUUCAGCAUAUUACAGUAUUCUGAAAACUUGUAAUGUAAAUCUUGUGAGGUUUAUUACAGCAUUAUUAUAUGGGUAAUCAUUGAGCCUUUCUUUACAGCAGCCAGACAUUUAUUUUUGUUAUACACAAAUUGCUUGGGAGCAACUUGGCAGACUAUAUUACCAUCAUGAUAGCAUCUUGAGCAGCUUUUCUUCUUUCUUUUUUUGUAGAAUAAUGAAAUUAUUUGGUUUAAUAUUAUAAACUUUAAAAAUGUGCGCCUAAUAUUGAUUACCGAGUAAUAAUAAUUACUACUUAUGAGCCAUUACUACAAUCAGCGGUUAAGUGAAUCAGAGGAAGGAAAGUCAGAUUUCUUCAACAUGGAUGUCACAGUCUUCUUUAUUAUGCAUUAAAAGCUUAUGUUCACUUUAAGUUUACAUUACAUCAAACUUUUUCAGCUAUAUCAAACUUGUCAUUCUGUAAGUACAGUAUAAAGGUAUUUUAAAGUUAUAGGUUUUAUAAUUUAAAUUCUGUAUGCAAUCCUUUAUACUGUAUUUGUUUACUGAAUUUGCAUAGCAGAAAUGACCAUGGUAGAAAAUUGUAUUGAUGUAGAAUGAAAUAGAAAGGCUGAAAUAAGAUGUUUAUUAUUAAUUGAAUUAGACACAUGUUGAAAAAGGUGUACAGGCAUAAAAAUGACUUAUAAACAGAUUCUCAGUACAGUUCAAAAUAAAACAAAUAAGGAUAAGAUUUAUUGGAAGGCAAGUGGCAUCCUUCUAGGGAAAGCGAAGCACAUGCAUACUUUACAAAGGCUUAUGUUGAGCAUCCAACUAAAUGCUAUGGUGUCAUAUUUUAUGUGUAAUGGUGGUUUUGGUAGUGAAACCAGAUUGGGGCCCCUUAGAACUUUCUCCAGACACUAGUCACAUUUCCUUGGUAGGUUUAGCAAGCUUAGUUACAAUAUUAUAGAUGGAGCAAAUAAUUCCCCUUUCCUCCUAACUUGCCAACACGUUGACUCUUUGGCCCUGUUCUUUCCCAUGCGUAUCUCCAUCACUGUCACAAACUUCAUUAACAGUCUAUUCACCUCGGCUCCAGGAGACUCGACAGUCCAUCUUUGCACUUUAUCCCCCGUCUUUGUCCCAUCUCUUUCCCCCAGAAAAUGUAUUAAUGAAAAGCACUGAUACAACUGUAUGGGUCUCAGAAAAUUUAUUAUGAUGAAGUUCUGAAAACUAUGGGGAAACACACCAAAUAUGUCACACCUGACUCCUUACAUACGGAGGUUUCUAUAAAUGCUAAGCUGACCCCUGCCACCCUAUGUCUGUGCCGUACACAAGUUCUGCAAAGUGGGCCGAGGCUGAAUUCCAAACAUCUGGCCUCCGUCCUUUGACACGCACUCUCUCUCUUAAUAUAUUGUCAUGUGCGACAAUAUUAUCAUUUUCUAAUAGCUUCCCUGGAAACACAAACCAAAACUGUCUCUAUUUUCCGCUUGUUACAACUUGUAAUAAAGUUGUUACAUCUUGGCGUAACGUGUUUAUGACGUAUUAGAACAUUGUUAUAACUUGCUAUAUUGGUUGUUAUAACUGGUUAGGAGGUGUUAAAACUUGUUCGAAUGUUGUACCAACGUCGUAGUUUUGGCGGGUUACACACAAAAAAAAAUUCUUGGUACUAAAUAUAAAAUUUAUGUUAUACAAGGAGAUAUUUGCAUUGUUCAUACGUGUAAGACCACAAUAUUUAUCUUUGACUUUGCUGAUAUAUAUUUUGUUUAAUUAAAUAGAAUUAUUCUGCAUAGAAUUACACUUAAAAUACAGAUGGCAGUUAUGAAGACAGAGUUAAUGCAUUACCUUUUGAGCCUGUAUUUUCCCUGGCACUAAAUAGACAAGAAAGAAUUGCUAACUGUUUUAACAUUGCCAUACUGCUUGACUGGUGCUGUUUGUAUACAACACGGUACUUAAUUUAUUUAUAGUUUUCUUUUUCAAUUAUGCUCUCAAUUUCUAAUAACACAAUAUACGUCUCACUUGUUCAUUUUGACUCGACGACUUGCAAACCCAGGAAUGUGAAAAUGGUAAUUUACAAUGUUAUGCAUUUUAUAUACCUCCUCUUAUGAGUUUUAUAUUUGAAAAAUUCCUUUGUCGUGAUUUUUUUUUAUGAAAAUUAUUUUGUACGUUUAACAAUCGAAUAUUUCCUAGUCAUUUUCACUACUGACCAUAUACAAGCUUUCAGUUUCUUUGCUGCUAUGUUGAAUACUUUAAGAGUUCUUUUUAUUUAAACUUUAAAUUGUUAAGGACCCUCCUGCCUAUUUUCAAGUAUUAGGUAACAUUUUAGUGUAGAGCAAUAUAGCAGUACUUUUUCCCAUAGACAAACAAUUAAGUGAUCAAUAUUGAUGAAACAAAAAGUUGGUCCAUAGGUUUCCACUUCCAGACACUUGGCAUUUACAUCUUUUGUCUUCCAAACAAUAUAAAAUAUUUGUAAUCUGCUUAUGUGAAGAAUGAAAGUUGUUCAGACAGGUUGACUAAAGUACCUUAUUAAAGGUAAAUUGUUUUAAUAAUAUAUAUAUUUUAAUUUUUAGGUGGUGAAAAGGAAGAGAGUAAGUUAAGCAUUUGCUGUACUGUAUUUAGAUAAAAAAAAAAAAAUUUACUGAAUUGAAUUCUCCUUCCUUUGUCUUAUAUUUUAGCUAUAUUUAUGGUUUACGAAAGGUGAAUACCCGUACUUAGUUGUGCAUAUAAACAAGCAUUGUUCUUGGAAUGUAAUGUCUUUUUUUUUUUUUUUAUCUUGGAUUUGUUGAAAUUACAUUAAGAAACUUUAGGCUCCAGAAAUACUGUAUACAAAAAGAACAUACUACUAGUCGUAAAAAAAUAUACAUAAAAUAAAAUUAGAUUGUAAUACAAUUUUCAUAAAAAUGAUAUAGGUGGUGAUGCACCUUUGUGUGAUGGCGCCCUUCUGUAAGACCAGUUACCUAGACUGGAGCCUCAGUUAUGUUGGUAGAAUUUAUUGUUGCAAAUAGUAUAUAAAAGGUUUAUACUGUAGUGAGACGUCAUGCUUGCAUGCAUGAGGGAUCACAUUUAAUGCAUCAACGAAUAGUAGCUUUAGUUAAUUUAUUGUACUUUUGCUCAAACUCAUUGUAUUUCUCAUUUAAGCUUAUUAAGGCAACUUUUCUUUUUGGGUGAAGACAGCAGUGGGGUGACAGCUAAAUGAAUUACAUUGAGUUCUUGCAGAAUUCAGCUGUAUUGCCCCAGCAUCAUAUGAUCUCAUCAGUCCAAUCAUUAGGCUCAUAUUUUUGUAAUACAUUUGUAAUUUUGGGUUGACUUUAGUUUAUACAACCGUUUAUCAAUUGUUGCAAAACUGUUUAAUGUGUCACUAAGUGACACUUAAGGAGGGUGUGUGCAUUGCUCAAUACAGGCAUAAAAUAAACAAAUAUUUUCAUAUUUGUAACUUAUUUAAGGUGACUUGGUCUUUAUUGAAUACAACACACGUGUGCAUUAUUGUGAAGAGGCACAAAUACUGCAAAUGCUGCAUACAAGAUGGCCUAUUGCUUGGCUUUGGAAUCCUUAUGUCUUCCAUUAUCAGAAGUCAUCUUUUUUUACAGCUAAUGGGAGUCAAACUGCAUAUAUUCAUAUAAUAAAUUUGCUCAAUCCAUAUGAAAACAAUUGGGUCAAAAAAGCAUGUGAGCCAUCUGUUUGUUCUGGCAGUAUAUAUGUAGUUAUUUUUCCAAUAAAAACAUCUUAUAUAA